Molecule: messenger RNA, 2178 nt
Organism: Arthroderma uncinatum
Lineage: Eukaryota; Fungi; Ascomycota; Eurotiomycetes; Onygenales; Arthrodermataceae
Exons: 3
Coding region: 1-2178 (725 amino acids)
Source: RefSeq, a predicted model, not a curated record
AUGGCAUACGACGGAUAUCGCAACUCGGGCUUCGAUCCGCCUGGGUUUAACCCGAAUCCCAGCAUCAAUAGCAACCAAGGUGCCAACGGCAGCAGCACCAGUAUUAACAAUAGCAGUCAUCCGAACGCUGCCUAUUCUGGCUACUUGCAACCGCCGUACGGAGAAAACUACGCAGCCGAGCAAGAUACACAGCAGCAGCAUCCACCGCAACAGCAACAAGUACCAUACACAUCGUCAUCUGCAUCAAAUCAAGGAACAGAGUACCCUGACCCGGCGAGCUUCUAUCCUCCUCCCACCGGCCAUCCUCCACCGCACGGAGAUGCUCUGAAACAGCCGCCGUUUUCACCCACGGCGUCACGCCAGGGACCGCCGCAGCAACCGCCACCUCCCCCGCGGGUACCUGAUCCAAGCUAUCCGUCACCAGAUCUAAUUGCGCAGGUCACAGCAGCAGUUAUACAGCAGCUACGGCUAGCCAAUCCAAACAAUAACCCUCCGCCGCCGCCUCCUCCUCCUCAUCCGAGCCUGCAGCAGCAGAACUACCAGCCGCCAACGCCCGCCCUGUCAAAUACAAGCUACAAGCAGAGUCCGAACCCAGAUACUCUCAGUCCCAAUACCACCACCGGUCAAUAUAUACCACCUUCUUCCUCUGUAUCAGCGCAGCCUGAUCUCUCCAAUGCGCCGGCGCAGUCAGCUUAUGCUCCGCCAAUACCGUCCAAGUUCGACGAGAAUGCCUAUCCCAGUGCGGCGGUGCAGCGGCCCCCGUCAAGGCCGGGAAGUGCUCACCAACUACCGCCUCCUUCUCCGGGCAUGGAGAGAACGCGAGGAUCGUCCUUUGGCUCAUUAAAUGGUGGACAGGAAGGUAGUCGGCGUCCAAAGGGCCCGUCUAGGCUUUCGACGGCAACGGACAUCACCACACUCGAGAGGAUCUGGGGGACGCUCUUUGAUAAGGAUGAUACCCCUACGAGUCGGAUAGGCCAGCUCUUGCGUGGGAUUGCCGUUCAUCUGAUUGAGAACUAUCCACCUGGAAACACCCUGGUCAUCACUCCAGAGAAAAUGCAAAAGUUUUAUAGCGAUAAUAGUGUACCUUCUGAUCCUUAUCCAUGGCGUGACAUCUUCGAUAAUCGCACGUCGUCGAUCUCCCGCCUCUACCGCUCAAUGAGCAUCGAGCACCACCUCAUCCAGGUCCGUCUUGACGAACGUCCUGACAUUCCAGGCCUGACUCCCCGCGGUUUCGAACGCUGGAUGACAAUGAUGAUCCAGGCACAUCCGGAGCGGGAGUUCGAUCGCCUCCAGUCUGUCAUACAGAACAUGCCUAUCAGUAAUCCUGAUGAUAAAAAGGAACGAUUCCCCAAGGAAUUAUCCAGGAGACUAUUCCCAAAACUGGCCGAUUAUGAUAUCAAAGAUACCCUUGAUCGAUGGAUUGGUACACAUUGUCAUGUCGAAAUAACCCAGGGCAUGCUUGAAGAGCCCAGUCUACGUCAUCCUCGCGCCAAGUCAAGCAUAGAUAAUACAUCUGCUGGCCUCCCUUCGCGGCCAGCAAGUGCGGAUGUACGGCCGAAACAGAUCCCACCAGCUGCUACGGUCGAGGACGCAGAUGAUGAAUAUGAUGAUCAAAUCGCUGCUUCUAGUGCAGACGUAGACGUACCAGUGACACAGCCCAUCGAACGAGAACGGAAACCAUACAGCAUGCCGAAAUUGAAUAAAACGUAUCGAGAUGAAACUUCCAGCCCCGUCCCCACUGGUAGCACCACCACUGCAAACACAAGCUCACGACAUCAGGAUUCCGGCUCUGGCAUUAACACUAGCAGGAAACAGCAUGUUGUCAUCUACGACGGCGAAGAUGAUGAAGUAUUAAGCCCGUCCGAUGAUAUCGACUCCAAGUAUAGCACGUCACAUCAUGGACAUACGCGUUCACAUUCACAUUCGCACCCCCAUGGACACGGGCAUUUACAUGAUGACAUUAAGCGGCAUCACGGGAAGGACAGAGAUAGAGACAGGGAUCUUGACUGGGGUGGGGAUAUAGGCAGAGAUAGGGAUCGCACGCGAAAUUCUUGGGGUAGUGAUGAGGAGUUUUAUCGUAGCUCUAUCUCGGAUAGGGAUAGGGGACGGAGGAGAGGGGAAAGCCGUGGACGACACGGACAUCUAUCGACGUUUGAUAAUCUUUGGGGAUAUCGCUAG